UUUAUGCUCUGUGAAAGAAAAAUAAUCUUUUUGAAUCAGAAAAGUGAUGUAUUUUUCAGUUUCUUCAAAUUUCUGUAAAAUUUUAUGACUAUGCUUCUUUGACAACAAUAUGAUUACGAGGAAUUUAUGACCGUGCAUUACUACUUCAUUCUUUGGCACACAAAAAUUGAAUCAGUUUUAAAAAAUUAAUUUAAAAUUGAUAAGAGUUGAAUGAAAAAAAAAAGCUUUUAAUUACCUUACAUACUAUUUUUUUGCUGAACAUAAAUGGAAUCUUUUCAUAAUCGAUAAAUGACUGAACCUUUUUUUUUCCAUCUUUAUAAAUUACUUCAUAGCAUUUUUUUUUUUUUUGAAAAAUAGUACAGAAUGGACUUUAUAAAAAUGCUAAAAUUGAAUCGCAGUUUGUGCACAAGGAAAGAACACAAAUGUGAUAUAGACAAAAAGUGUUUGCUUAGUUUGUUUUUAUAAUAAAAGUUUGAAAUUAGUGAAAUUUUAAAAAUGUCAGAAACGAUUGUGAUGACCAGUACAAGAAACGCGACUAUAGUACCCUCUGCACCAGGACAAGAUGUCGAUACAGAUAACACUAGAGAAACAUGGGGCAAAAAAGCUGAUUUUUUACUGUCUGUUAUUGGUUUUGCAGUUGAUUUGGCAAAUGUUUGGAGAUUUCCUUACCUUUGUUACAAAAAUGGAGGAGGUGCAUUUUUGGUUCCUUAUACCAUCAUGCUGGCAGUCGGUGGUAUUCCACUCUUCUUCAUGGAACUAGCAUUGGGCCAGUACAACAGAAAAGGUGCCAUUACCUGCUGGGGUAGAAUAGUGCCUCUUCUAAAAGGUGUGGGAUAUGCUGUUGUAUUAAUUUCAUUCUAUGUCGAUUUCUACUAUAAUGUCAUUAUCGCCUGGUCAUUGUACUUCUUCAUUGCGUCCUUCAGUAGUGUCCUGCCUUGGACAACAUGCGACAACCCGUGGAACACCCCACUAUGUCGCGAGUUGCCGCCACUCAAUGCCUCUCGUUCGGUCAACGAAAGCACAACUGUUUCCGGCAUUCUUCACAACGAACACAUAAGAACUUCCCCCGCUGAAGAAUAUUUCAACCGAGCUGUUUUAGAAUUGAGUGAAAGUCCUGGAAUAGAUGACUUGGGGCACGUCAAGUGGGAGAUGUGUUUGUGCUUGAUUGCUGUCUACCUCAUUUGUUACUUCAGCUUAUGGAAAGGAAUCAGCACUUCUGGUAAAGUUGUUUGGUUCACAGCAUUGUUUCCAUACGUCGUUUUAUUUGUGCUGUUAAUUAGAGGUUGCACCUUACCUGGCGCAGUUGAUGGAAUUAGAUUUUAUUUGACUCCGAAUUUCUCAGCUUUAGCAGACGCAAAUGUGUGGGUGGAUGCGGCAACACAGGUAUUCUUUUCCCUCGGUCCUGGUUUCGGAGUACUUUUAGCCUAUGCAAGCUACAACGAAUUUCACAACAAUGUGUACAGGGACGCAUUGCUGACGAGUGCUGUUAAUAGCGCAACAAGUCUGCUGUCGGGGUUCGUAAUAUUUUCAGUUCUUGGUUAUAUGGCUCACAGAGCAAAUGUAGAAGUCAAGGAUGUGGCUACAGAAGGUCCUGGCUUAGUGUUUAUAGUAUAUCCAGAGGCCUUGGCCACAAUGCCUGGGUCUUCAUUUUGGUCAGUUAUGUUCUUCCUAAUGCUACUUACGCUUGGACUCGAUAGUUCAUUUGGUGGGUCUGAAGCUAUUAUUACGGCAGUAAGCGACGAAUACCCUUUUCUGAAGAAAAACAGAGAAUUAUUCGUCGCUGGUCUCUUCUCAUUUUAUUUUCUUGUGGGCCUUCCAAGCUGUACGCAGGGUGGAGCCUAUAUUGUUCAAUUGUUAGAUCGAUAUGCAGCUGGCUAUUCCAUUCUAUUUGCUGUUUUCUUCGAAGCCAUUGCUGUUUCUUGGAUUUAUGGAAUUGGCCGAUUCUCGGGCGACAUAAAGGAAAUGCUAGGCUUCGAAGUGGGAAAAUGGUGGAAAUUCUGUUGGUUUUUUAUAGCUCCUGUAUUUUUAAUGCUGAUCAUAGUGUAUGGCCUCAUUGAUUACGAACCUCUCAGUUAUGAACAUUACGUCUAUCCUGUAUGGGCCAACAUUUUUGGAUGGUGCAUAGCAGCGUCUUCAGUCCUCUGUAUUCCAAUUGUUGCAAUCUUUCAGAUGCUGAAAACACCUGGAACCUUCAUGCAAAGGUUAAGGAAAUUACUAAAGCCUUACCGAGAUACUCACCGUGAGGAAAUAAGAAUGGUUGACGGCGUCUCUGCAGCAGCUGAAAGAUUGUGAUUGAUGUUGUUAUUUUAUUCAAACUUCAUGUAAUCAUAAAACAAUUUAAAUGUAUAUAAUACAAAAUAAAAUCAUACUGCCUGA
This is a messenger RNA of Parasteatoda tepidariorum (common house spider), 2376 nucleotides long. It is a transcript of the gene DAT, whose product is annotated as Sodium-dependent dopamine transporter. Gene Ontology annotation, cellular component: plasma membrane; axon; presynaptic membrane. Gene Ontology annotation, biological process: amino acid transport; sodium ion transmembrane transport; dopamine uptake involved in synaptic transmission. Lineage: Eukaryota; Metazoa; Arthropoda; Arachnida; Araneae; Theridiidae. The record is from RefSeq and is a predicted model, not a curated record. Gene Ontology annotation, molecular function: dopamine:sodium symporter activity.